Molecule: messenger RNA, 3572 nt
Organism: Nipponia nippon (crested ibis)
Lineage: Eukaryota; Metazoa; Chordata; Aves; Pelecaniformes; Threskiornithidae
Gene: RIPOR2
Product: RHO family interacting cell polarization regulator 2
Source: RefSeq, a predicted model, not a curated record
UCUUACAGGCUCCCUGAAAUCAUGUCAAUAGGAUCACAUUCAUUCUCUCCAGGAGGUCCUAAUGGGAUUAUUAGAAGCCAGUCCUUUGCUGGCUUCAGCGGGCUUCAGGAGAGACGCUCCAGGUGUAACUCCUUUAUUGAAAAUUCCUCUGCCCUCAAGAAGCCCCAAGCAAAGGUGAAGAAAACGCAUAAUUUGGGCCAUAAGAACAGCACCACGCCCAAAGAGCCCCAGCCUAAAAGGAUGGAAGAGGUUUACCGAGCCCUGAAGAGUGGCCUGGACGAGUAUCUGGAAGUUCACCAGACAGAGCUGGAUAAGUUGACUGCUCAGUUAAAAGACAUGAAAAGAAACUCACGCCUGGGAGUCCUGUAUGAUUUAGAUAAGCAAAUCAAAGCGGUUGAAAGAUACAUGAGAAGGCUGGAGUUCCACAUUAGCAAGGUGGAUGAGCUUUAUGAAGCCUAUUGUAUCCAAAGACGUCUCUGUGAUGGUGCCAGCAAAAUGAAGCAAGCCUUUGCAACAUCUCCUGCCAGCAAAGCAGCUCGAGAGAGUUUAACCGAAAUCAACAGGAGUUACAAGGAGUACACAGAGAACAUGUGUACCAUAGAAGCAGAGCUGGAAAACCUAUUGGGGGAGUUUUGCAUCAAGAUGAAAGGUCUGGCUGGCUUCGCUCGGCUCUGCCCAGGAGAUCAAUAUGAGAUUUUCAUGCGUUAUGGUCGCCAGCGAUGGAAACUGAAAGGCAAAAUAGAAAUGAAUGGCAAGCAAAGCUGGGACGGAGAAGAAAUGGUUUUCCUCCCUCUCAUUGUUGGACUGAUCUCCAUUAAGGUCACAGAAGUUAAAGGACUUGCUACUCACAUCCUUGUGGGAAGUGUUACCUGUGAGACAAAAGACCUGUUUGCAGCUCGGCCCCAGGUGGUUGCAGUAGACAUUAACGACCUUGGCACAAUAAAGCUGAACCUUGAAAUCACCUGGUAUCCCUUUGAUGUUGAAGACUUGACCCCAUCCACUGGAAAUGUGAGCAAGGCAUCUGCUCUCCAGAGGAGAAUGUCCAUGUACAGCCAAGGCACUCCAGAAACGCCAACCUUCAAGGACCACUCAUUCUUUAAAUGGCUGCAUCCCCUGCAAGACAGGCCAAAGUUGACAAUCUUAGAUGCUCUACAAGACACUUUCUUUGACAAGCUUCGUCGCAGUCGCUCUUUUAGUGACCUGCCAUCGCACAGGCUAAGCCCAAAAGCAGGGCUAGAGCUAUAUUCAAAUUUGCCAGAUGACGUCUUUGAAAAUGGAACAGCAACUACCGAGAAGCGACCUCUUUCUUUCACUUUUGGCGACCUGCCUUACGAAGACCGCACGCCCCCUGCCAACGCAGCAAAGCCCUCUUCUGCUCAUGUCAGCUCCAGCCCUGAGAUCACCGCGACCCCCACCCAGCACCGAGCUCUCAAGUCCUCCAAGAGCUCAAGCCUGGACUGUAGCAGCAGUGACUCCCGCAGAGACUCUGUCGCUGAGCCGAAGGACCUGCCAUCCCAGGGAGAGGGAGCAGCGGUUGAGAACAAGGCCACCCCAAGGGCAGCUCCUGAAGUUUGCCAAAGAAACUCCGAUGCUGGGAGCGAUCGUGUCUUUAUAGAAACAAGCGUCCCGGUGUCUCUCCUGCAGGACACAGAUGAAGGUUCAGAGCUCAAGCCUGUGGAGCUGGAUACCUAUGAGGGCAACAUCACGAAGCAGCUGGUAAAAAGGCUAACGUCAGCAGAGGCACCCAUGACCCCAGAGAGGCUGCAGUGUGAGGGAUCGAUCAGUGGGGAAUCAGAAGGAUAUAAGUCUUAUCUCGAUGGAAGCAUUGAAGAAGCCUUGCAAGGGCUUCUCUUAGCUCUUGAGCCACAUAAAGAGCAGUAUAAAGAGUUUCAGGACCUGGACCAAGAAGUGAUGCAUCUGGAUGACAUCCUAAAAUGCAAGCCAGCAGUAAGCCGAAGCAGGUCCUCCAGUUUAAGUCUAACAGUUGAAAGUGCUUUAGAAAGCUUUGAUUUCCUGAACACCUCUGACUUUGAUGAUGAGGAUGGUGGUGGUGUGGAGGUUUGUAAUGGUGGAGGAGGUGCAGACUCAGUAUUUUCAGACACUGAGAUUGAGAAGAAUAGUUACAGGACGGAGCACCCAGAAGCCAGAGGCCACCUGAGCGAAGCUCUCACCGAGGACACGGGUGUGGGCACCAGCGUGGCCGGCAGCCCUCUGCCCCUGACCACAGGGAACGACAGCCUCGAUAUAACCAUAGUUAAGCACUUGCAGUAUUGCACACAGCUCAUUCAGCAAAUUGUGUUCUCCAGUAAAACACCGUUCGUGGCAAGAGACCUCCUGGAUAAGCUGUCCAGGCAGAUCCUCGUGAUGGAGAAUAUCGCAGAGAUCAGCACUGAGAACUUGGGAAACAUCACCUCCCUUACUGAUGCAAUUCCAGAGUUCCACAAGAAGCUGUCGCUGCUGGCUUUCUGGAUGAAGUGUACUGGCUCUUCGGGAGUGUAUCACACAUCUGCAGACAAGAUGAUGAAGCAGCUGGAUAUCAAUUUUGCCACCACAGUGAAUGAGGAGUGUCCAGGACUUGCAGAAACAGUCUUCAGGAUCCUGGUGUCUCAGAUCCUGGACCGGACGGAGCCUGUCCUCUACUCCAGCAUGUCCUCCGAGAUCAUUACCGUCUUUCAGUAUUACAACUAUUUUGCCAGCCACAGUGUUAAUGACCUCGGAAGCUAUUUGCUGCAGCUUGCAAAAGAAGCGUCUGUGGUUCAGGUGCUGCAGUCAGUGAAAGAUGGAAAACUGCAGCAAAAUGUGGCCAAAAUAAACUCCAAUAACCUUCCACCACAGCAAGAAGUUUUGAGAGCUUUGGCUUUACUUCUCAAUGAAAAUAAAAAUGAAGUCAGUGAGACUGUGGCAUCACUUCUGACAGCUACUGCAGAAAACAGGCACUUCAGGGAGAAGGCCUUGAUUUAUUACUGUGAAGCACUAACCCAGCCCAACCUCCAGCUGCAGAAGGCAGCUUGCUUGGCUCUAAGAUACCUCAAGGCUCCUGAGAGCAUUAAAAUGCUGGUCACGCUCUGCCAGUCUGACAACGAAGAGAUCAGAAAAGUGGCGUCCGAAACCCUGCUCUCACUUGGUGAAGAUGGGAGACUGGCAUACGAACAGCUGGACAAAUUUCCCCGGGAAUUUGUUAAGGUUGGAAGCCGCCGUGGAACUGAAGCUGCCACAGCUUUUUAGGUGGAAAAGAACCUGCCGACAUUUAACAGUCAUUAAAGUAGGAUGGAGCUGCACAUCAGUGUGGGGAGCAGAAGGAAGGCUUUGAAGAAUUCCAUAAGAAUGUCCCAAAAUGUAGCAAUUUACAGACUUUUUACAGAAAAGCAAAAUCUAAAAUCCAGCUUAAGAGUUCCUAUCGGCUCCUCUUUGCAGCUCAUGAUGGAACAGUUGGAUGCUAAGGAAGAAUACUUUCUUGACUGAUUUGCAACAAAUAACGUAAUUGCAGUUAUUCAGCCUCAACAAACUGCUGUGAGUUUUCAGAAUUUGGCAUCUUCAUAUAUUUUACUAUUACAUUUACUUCCUUGAAGUUG